Molecule: messenger RNA, 2036 nt
Organism: Copidosoma floridanum
Lineage: Eukaryota; Metazoa; Arthropoda; Insecta; Hymenoptera; Encyrtidae
Product: zwei Ig domain protein zig-8
Biological process (GO): synapse organization
Cellular component (GO): neuron projection membrane
Source: RefSeq, a predicted model, not a curated record
CGCGCUGCUGGUGUCGAACUUUUUCUCACUGUGCUAUCCAUACCAUUGCAUUUUCACGAGUUGUUGUUAUAAAAUUUCACCGUCUGUACACGUGCAUACGUUGCUCCUCUUACCUAUACUUUGGAUUCGGUCUGGGGUGGAUCGGCUCGUUUGCGCUUUGUGGCUGGCGGCUUUUGCUCUCAUCAGUAGACAGCGAGAAAACAGCAGUGGAUAAGGUGCGUCUCCUUGUAUUGCGGUCGAAUCGAGUCUGAGCCACGGGGGAUGCGAGUGGCUGAGAGAGGAUGUCUUUGGGCCGAGCUUGGGGGUCGCGGCUAUUCUUGACUUUGGUCACCGCCACGCUUGUCAUAGCCAACAACAACUACCACCAGCAACACCACCACCGGUCCUCGUACUUCCACGGCGAGGGUACUCCCGAUGACGACGACCACACCCGCAAGCUGUCCAACAACAUUACUCGUUUUCAUGCAGAGACUAGCAGCAGUCACCACCACCACCACCACCAGUACCAUCAGAAGCACGAGCAGUCACCUCUGAGGGUUCCGCACCUGAGGCACCACCACGUCGCGCACAGGGGCCCUUACUUUGAGAACGCCGAGGGCCGAGAGAUCAAUGGCUCUCAGAGCAACGUGCACCUCGGCGACACCGCCCUGCUCGACUGCCGCGUCGUCAUGCUAUCCGGAAAGACGGUGCUUUGGAUCAGACAGAGCCCGGAUCGUGCUCUGCUCACCGUCGGCGAGGCCACCCACAUAGCCGACCCGCGCUACUCGGUCAGGUUCAAGUACCCGAACAACUGGCGGCUCGCGAUCUCGGCCGUUCAAAAGGACGACCGGGGCCUGUACGUCUGCCAAGUGAACACGCACCCGCCCAGGAUGCUCGUGACUAACGUCACUAUUCUCGCACCAGAGAUAAAAAUCGUGGACGAGGCGAACCACGAGCUGCGCGACCGCUACUACAAAACGGGAAGCGUCAUCGAGUUGACGUGCAAAGUCCGGCCGUCGCAGCCCGGCUCGAAAGUUCCCCAUCCGGUGUGGAAGAAAAAUGGGGAAACGCUCCCGGAUCACAUCGACGUUUAUCAUAGCAACGGUAGUAGCGUUAGCAGCAGCAGCGGACCGGGCCAUGAAUUAUUGACGAGGCUGCGGAUCGAGCACGCAAAGAAGAGCGACACUGGCGAGUUCAGCUGCACCAUAAGCCAGUUCAGCACGACGGCAGUUAAUAUUCACGUGGUCAACGGAGAAAAGCAGGCGGCGGUGCAUCACGACCAGUGGAACGCGGCGGGCCAGCCGAGAAGCAGCAGCAUCAGCGUAUUGGCCGGUCUCCUGCCCCUCGUCCAGCUACUCCGCUACGCCGGUCAGCUGUGGCUCAUCUCUCGACGGGCAUGAAAAUUCAUAGAUGCGAGGGAGCACAGGGGCGAUGGGGGCUGUGAUUACGAAUCGCUCCGCUGAACGAUUUGUGUACGGGGUGGUGACGCCCCCCCCCCUGCAUCGCUAUGUGUACGUACAUUGUGAGCGGUAUCGCUAACAAAAGAGAUGGUGGGCUAUGGUUACGUGUAAUCGUGGCUAUCGUAGCGUUAAGCUUUAUAUUGUACGUGUUUGAGAUGAGACGGCGAAUAUUGUUUAUCGCUGACGAUGAUAAUAAUCUGUACGUUGUUGUUGAAACGACGAGUGGUUGAUUCACGUUACUUCGAGGAUGUAUGUUUGUAAAAUUAAUUGAAACUGCUUUUUUUUUUUUUCUGUUAAGAAGUAAAUUAUUGUCUCCACAACGAAUACAGAUGGUGUUUUUGUGUUUCGACUGAUUUGAUGCUUUUCACAAUGAGUAGCGUCUAAAAUGACAAUGUAUCGAUUGAAUAAUAUUAAUAUCGUCGAUCGAAAGAAUUUAACACGUCUGUGCUACAUUUCAAUGGAACCAAAUGAAUUAUCUGUAUAAUGAACUGUAAAUAUAAAAAUUAAGAAUCGCCAGUAAUGACACUGUGCUGAGCUCAAAAGUGUUCGAACUUUAUGUAACACAUUUUCUCGGUGCACACGUAUACACACACCACA